AUGGCCUUCGCCUUGCCGGGAGUCACUUUGCCCGCUGUCGUCGAGGAGCUCCUGAGCGAGAUGGCUGCGGCGGUGCAGGAGAACGCGCGAAUUCCUGAUGAGCAUCUGUCAUCGCUGAAGUUCAUCUUCGGCUCAUCAGCCAUCCAGGCCUUGGACCUCGUGGACCGACAGUCUAUCACCUUAAUCUCAUCGCCCAGUGGGAGGCGUGUUUACCAG
This is a messenger RNA of Odobenus rosmarus divergens (Pacific walrus), 216 nucleotides long. RefSeq names its product zinc finger, SWIM-type containing 7 (gene ZSWIM7). Lineage: Eukaryota; Metazoa; Chordata; Mammalia; Carnivora; Odobenidae. The transcript has 3 exons. The annotation marks the transcript as partial. The record is from RefSeq and is a predicted model, not a curated record.